Messenger RNA from Gossypium raimondii (Peruvian cotton), 595 nucleotides. RefSeq names its product inactive protein RESTRICTED TEV MOVEMENT 2. Bases 50 to 532 code for a protein of 160 amino acids. The transcript is spliced from 2 exons. Lineage: Eukaryota; Viridiplantae; Streptophyta; Magnoliopsida; Malvales; Malvaceae. The record is from RefSeq and is a predicted model, not a curated record.
UAUCCCUAAUUAACCCUGGAAAAAGAACAUAAGGAGAAGAAGCAAUAAGAUGCAGGCUUCCAAGGAAACAUCUUAUGAAGAUUUUGAGCCUUUGUGCAAAUGGAGAAGGGAUCAAAACUGUGACAAGCUUGAAGUCCAUCUUCAAGGAUUCAAAAGGCAGCAAUUGAAAGUUGAGAUUCACAGUUCUGGGAUCUUGGAAAUUUAUGGAGAACGUCUAAUGGAAGAAGGUAAAUCGAAAAGAAUAAUAAGCAGAUUCAGGAAAGAAUUCCCAGUUUCAGAAGAUUAUCAACGAACCCAAAUUCAUGCAAAGUUCUAUAACGGCAUUCUUCAUCUGGUAAUGCCUAAACAAAUUCCCACCAUUUCUGCUGCUGGUGAUGAGAAUAAUGAUGGUAAAGCUUCAAGUAGUGGCACGUCAUAUCUAACUUGUUUAAUGAAGAAUAAAAAUAUAGCUUUGGAAAUCAUGAUAUUAGCAAUUUCUUUGGCAAUUGUUGGGGCUUAUGUAAAGAAAUAUUGUCAAUGUUCUUUGGAAUAAAAGUUGUACUUAAUUUGUAAUUUCAGCAUCACAUAUAUGUAUCCAUACAGUAUGCUUAAUCUA